Messenger RNA from Guyanagaster necrorhizus, 1843 nucleotides. Its product is annotated as peptidase S28. The transcript has 11 exons. Bases 77 to 1714 code for a protein of 545 amino acids. NCBI's taxonomy places the organism in Eukaryota, Fungi, Basidiomycota, Agaricomycetes, Agaricales, Physalacriaceae. Gene Ontology annotation, biological process: proteolysis. The record is from RefSeq and is a predicted model, not a curated record. Gene Ontology annotation, molecular function: dipeptidyl-peptidase activity; serine-type exopeptidase activity.
CCCGGCUUACGGCCCGAUCGGAAAGUCACGCGAUGGCGGGCCCAAAUACGCGUCCAGCACCUUGGGAGUUGGAACCAUGGCGUCGUCAUCACUUGCGAUGGUGCUGGCUGCAGUCAUCAUCUAUGUCUCACUAGCCAAUGCUCUGGUCGACUUGACAGCUCUUGGGCCUCAAGGCAUAAACCUCUGGAAGUUGCAGCAGCAACAGCAGACGGCAAAGGCAUCUUUCACGGUUCAGAAUCCGGCCAAUAGAGUUGUUGAGGAAUUCCCUGUGCAAUGGUUCCAGCAACCCUUGGAUCACUUUGACAAUACUUUCGGUCAUACUUUCGGUCAGCGAUACUGGGUCAAUAAACGGCAUUACGAUCCAGGGACGGGUGGACCUGUAAUCGUAUUGGACGGUGGGGAAACCAGUGGCGAGGACAGACUCCCGUUCCUUGACACUGGCAUUGUCGAGAUUCUGGCAAGGGCCACUGGAGGCCUCGGUGUUGUGCUCGAGCAUCGCUACUAUGGAGACUCCGUCGCGGUGGAGAACUUGACCACGGACUCACUGAGAUGGCUGAACAACGAACAAGCUGCGGCUGAUAGCGCCAAUUUCAUGGCCAACGUGAAGUUUGACGGUAUUGAUGAAGACCUAACAGCGCCCGGCACACCUUGGAUUUACUACGGCGGAUCGUACGCAGGUGCAAGGGCCGCUCAUAUGAAAGUGUUGUACCCUGAGUUGGUUUUCGGUGCUAUUGCGUCUAGCGGUGUAACACACGCCACCAUCGUCUACUGGGAAUAUUGGGAUCUCAUCCGUCAAGUUGCCGGACCCAAGUGCUCCUAUCAUAUCCAAAAGUCCAUUGCAACUAUCGACAGACUGUUGUCCAAUAAACUGCUUGCUCAUCCACUUAAAGCGCUAUUUGGCCUCUCGGACUUGCAGCACGAUGUUGAUUUUGUCUCAUUGCUUGAGACACCGCUCGGGUAUUGGCAGGCAAAAUGCUGGGAUCCGGCAUAUGGCAGUAAUGUAUUUGACGAGUUUUGUGACGCGUUGAACAAGCCACCGUUCGGUUUUUUGACGGCUGACGUGGCUGAUCUAGACUUUGAGCAUCCCGACCGAAUGAUCUCGCUUCCUGGAGGCUUAUCCCUGGAUUUUUCGAUUGUCAACUAUGCAAAUUGGACUAGGCAGAAUGUCGUCUCUACGUGCUCUGAGAAUUCCACUCAAGAAGAGUGUUUCGGUACUUUCAACGACACUCGUUAUGCUGCAACGACUUUGGACCAGACAUGGCGGUUAUGGCAAUUCCAAGUAUGCACGCAGUGGGGCUUUUUCAUGACCGCACCUCCACCAGGCUACCCUCGCAUUGUUUCCAACUUGAUAACAUUAGAUUAUGAGUCGAAGAUAUGCAAGCAGGCAUUCCCGCCUGGCAAGUACUUCACUGUGCCACCUCUGCCCAAUGUCACGGCUGUCAACGUUCUCGGAGGCUUUGAUAUCGCGGCCGACCGUCUGGCAAUCAUUGAUGGUCAAGAUGAUCCCUGGAGACCUGCGACGCCUCACAGUCAAUAUGCGAUAGACCGUGACGACACUGUGCUACGUCCUUUUAAGUUGAUUCCCCAUGCUGUACAUCACUACGAUGAGUGGGGGUACAAGAAUUUGAGUACCGAGCCUCCCAAUAUUCGAAAGAUCCACGGAGAAGAGAUUGUCUUCGUCAUGGAGUGGUUGAAGGAUUGGACACCGCCCUAAAAGACCAAUGAAACUUACUGGUUCCGUUACAGCUAUAGGAGUAGCUGUUACGACCCUCGCGACUCUGAAACUGGACACCGUCGCUGUGUGUAUAUAAUGUUUGUGAUAAUCAGCAUUGUAAAGUUCCUG